Molecule: messenger RNA, 9118 nt
Organism: Limulus polyphemus (Atlantic horseshoe crab)
Lineage: Eukaryota; Metazoa; Arthropoda; Merostomata; Xiphosura; Limulidae
Product: L-carnitine dehydrogenase-like
Exons: 10
Coding region: 236-1117 (293 amino acids)
Biological process (GO): fatty acid metabolic process
Molecular function (GO): NAD+ binding
Source: RefSeq, a predicted model, not a curated record
AGGUCUGAUAUUUACGUUGUAGUAUUAGUUAUGAUAUUGUGAAAUACUACUGUUUAACAAUAUACAUCUACUGAAAGUAAAAUUUUGUUAUUAAGAUUAGUACUACACUUUCAAAAUACAAGAGAAGAAACAGAAGAUUACUAGAACUUGGAAGAGACUGAGGAAGCAAGGCAGGAUUUUGAUAGAGUUAAGGUAUAAAACACCAACACGUACGCCUAAUCUUUCAAGUAUAGUCAUGACACAAUCAAAAGUAGGACUUGUUGGGUGUGGUACUCUAGGUGGCAAGAUGGCAGGUGACUUUGCUUACCAUGGUCAUGAGGUGUGGGUGUAUGACCAAAAUUCUUCAGCUUUGGAUAACUUGGUAGAACGGCUAAAGUAUGACAGGGAAGAGUUAAGAAAAGAUAACUUGUUAAUGCAAACAGAGUUUGUAGGAAAUGUGUAUUAUAUGAACAGACUAGAAAAGACUGUCAGAAAGUCAGGCUUCAUAUUUGAAAGUGUAACUGAAGAUUUGGAGAUCAAGCAAGACAUAAUUGAACGAAUUUCUCAUUGUGCCACUUCAGAUGCCGUAAUAGCCACAACCACCAUGUACCUGAACUUGGAUGAAGUGUUUGCAAGAGCAUUGAAACCAGAGAGAUGUAUUGGGGUUAGAUUUUUGUUUCCUGUCUAUUAUGUUCCAGAAGUUGAAGUAACUCUCAGUUCAAAAACCAGCAAUGAGACCUUGACAAAAAUUCAAUCAUUUCUAGGAAAGAUGGGAAAGAUACCAUUCCUUCGUAUAGGGCCCGAACCAUUUCUACUGACAAAUGAAGAGAAGGAGGCAAAGAAAUUUGAAUAUAUAAAGAAUUUCCAAAAUAGUCGAGGACUUCGGGGAAGACCAAGGCUCAGCAUUCCAAACUUAAUUCCUCAAGGUUCUUCCUUUCCAUUGUCGAUUGAUGAAAACCAAAAUCAUCAAGUUAAAGAUUGUGUAAUAUGUAUGGAUGCUGUUAGAGACUCAACUCUCCUCCCCUGUUUUCAUGUUUGCAUCUGUACCAAGUGUGCUAAAAUGUUGAUGAAGAGAGAAGGAUAUUGUCCAGUGUGUCGGAAAGAGAUCACUGAAGUUGGUCCUCACUAUUAUCCAUAAUUCUAUAUUUCUUUCUCCACACAAAUACAUUAGUAUUGGUUUCAAAGGUUAGGUGUAAAAAUUAAAGUUUCUAGGACAAAACCUUGAACCCCUUGUGAUGUUGAUUUGAGUUGAUUUAAAUAUGGGAACUUUCUCUGUUAAUCAAAGUGAAUAUUCAGAAUAUCAAAAAUGCAACUUAGUCGAGUACUUAUUAUUGUCGAGUAGACGGAAAGCUGUCAUGUUUUACUGUUUAGUUUGAUUUGUGUGCCUUUACCUGGCUAUGUUAAGUAUUUUACUGUAUUAAUGGUUGUUUGAAUUAUCAAUAAUUUAACUUACAUUCUUUCAAGGUCAUCUUUAUUUUUAUAUCUUAUUUUUGAAUGAAAAAUUUUAUGAUGAAUAUUGGUUGCUGAAAGCACUUAUUUUCCUGUAUAUUAAUCCAUUGACACUGCAGAAUUUCCUUCAGUUGUUUUAAGAAUUUUUUUGUAAUAGUAUAGGUAGAAAUUAAAAUCUUAUAGCAGUGGAAAAGUUACAUAUACAUAAGAUACAGAAAUAAAAUAUUAUAUUUUUGUUCCUUUAAACCUCAAUUUUAGUUGGUUCCUUGGGAAGCUCUUCUUAAUAAAUUUCUUUUUCAGAGGGUUAUUUUCAAGAACUGUUAGUUUCUUUCAUAUUGUAUUCAAUUUUCUGUCUGGUUUAAAUUUGAUGCCCAAACUAUAGUUGCAAAAGUAUUAGCAAUAAAUCCAUGAAAUGAUGUGCAUACAUUAAUAUAGUUCCUUUAAUAACUUAUAUUAAAUAGAAUAGAAUUAUCAUUUUGUGUACAUGAUAAAAGGUGCAUAAAGUCAUUAAUGUAGAUCUUAAACAUAAUAAAUUUUUGGUAAAAAAAAUAAAUCUCAGUGUAUCCUUAAGAAACAUAAAAUAUAAUUUUUCAGCAAAAAAAAUAAUGAUGACUGACUUGUAUAGUCUUUUCUUUCAGGAUGACACUUGUACAGUUAAUUUUGAAUUCCAGCCAUAAUUAGCAGGUAAUAAUUAAACAACAGAAAUUCUAUUGAAAAAAAAAUAAUUUAUAUAUAUAUAUAUAUACAUGUGUUAUGUAAAAAUACAACAUUUUUAUUAUUAUCGAUGUACAUACCAACAAAUACAUGAUUGCCACCAGCAAAGCUAUAAUGAAACAAAGUUAUACCAUUUAUGCAAAAGUAUGAAUGAUAUCAUUUGAAAGUACAAGUGUUUGUGGCCAUAGGACCAAAUAGCAUUGGGGAUAUUCCAUCUACCAGACAUAAUCAAAGCAACAGAUGGAAAAUUAAAAAGCAAGCUACAGUUUCAACAAAUGAUUAGGAUCUGGGCACUAGAACUCGUGUCCUAGAUCCCACUACCACUCACUGUCUAUAGCUGGUUGUAGGUGCAAUAAAAUACCCAUAAAACACCCAAUCUCUAUCCUUGUCUAAUUACUAUCUAAUAUUAAUAUAUGGUAUUAACUUAAGAACUAUAUAACCCUCCUUUAUAGAUUAAAUAGUUAUAAUUCUGUGCUCUUCCUCCUUCCUUAAAUCUGUUAAAACUGCACAUAUAAAUAACUAACCAAAAUUCAAUACUUCUUCGUCAGUUUUUCUUACUCUGUAGCUCAUUUUCAUUGUUUCUCUGUAACUUCACCUGUCAAGUUCUUCAAGCUGUCAGUUUGUUUUAUAGACAUGGUUCACAUUUUUAACAUGUAGGGUGGGACAGACCAUAUGUAUCAUUUCAGUCUUAGUUUGAUAUCUUUCCUGAAGAAAUUUUUUAUAAUCGAAGAGUGCUGGUUUUUGAUAUUCCUAUUCUUCAGUCUAUCUCUUUUUGCUUUGUUACACUUUCCAUCGCUAUUGAUCUUUGUCCCUGAUUAAGUAAACUCGUGUACUUGUUCUAACUCUUUACCUUUUACUGUGAUGCAUACGCUGAGACCUUCAUCAUAUUGUGAAAUUACCAAUGUCUCAGUUUUGUUGAUAUUUAUUCUGAGUACAUAGUCUUUCCCUUAUGAACAAACCUGUGAAGUAACUGUUGUAUUUCUUUCUCAUUUUCAUCUGUAAGUGCUGUAUCAUAAGCAUAAUUAUUACUGUGAUUGGUGAUUCUGUUUUUGUUAACCUAUAUCAGUAAUUACCCCUCUCAUUAACCAAUCUACAUACAAAUUAUGUAAUGUUGGUAACAGCACAUCUCCUUAUUAUACGCCUUUCCACACUUUCAACUGCUUAGUUUUCCAUGAAUUCAAACUGCUAAUUCCUCACUCCAGUAUAAAUUCUUAAGGAUUCUGGGUGUUUGCUUAAUCUACAUCAAGGAUCUCUAACUUCUCAUAGUUAAUGAACACCAUCAUUCUCCCACUCUUGAGGUCUGACUGAUCAAGCUGAUAGCCCUGUAUUAGCUCAUGCCCCAUUGCCUGAAGCUUGUUCCUCUAUAAAUUGAGUUCUUAGUGGCAGUGAGAUAUUUAAUUCCUAAAUGUUUCAUUUGUUUUAUAAACUCUGCCAUAAUCUCAUCUAUGCUGUGAUUUUUUUCCAUCUUUUAAACUUCUGACAGCCAUGGCCGGAUUAUCAAGGGGGCCACUGUGCCUAGGGCCUAUGAAAUUUGGGAAAUAUGUAUUUUCACUGUGGUAUGGCCUAUGAAGUUUUAUAGGCCAAUGAAAUAAAUGGAAAAAUUCUGUUCUGUUAAGUUUGACAAAAGAGAAAUAGAUUAUAGACAUAAGACUAAGUGAUUAUAGACAUUAAUUUAGUAUCUAUUUGCUUAGUGCUUAGACACACGCCACACCUGACCGGCCUGAAACCAACUAAAAUCUAAUAAAAAUCACAAAGGAAUAAAUAAACUCCACUUUUAAGUUUAUUUUCAUAAUGAAUAACAAGUAACAGUUUUUAUCAAACAUCAGAAUAUUAAACAAUUCAAUGGUUUAUUAUCAUUGAUAAUAGUUUCAUACUAAAUACACUUUUCAGCUCUUGCCUGCAGCAAAGUCUUCAAUAAUGUCCUGAAAGUCCAACUUUUUAACAUGAUCUCUCUCUAUGUUGAGUAGAGCCAAUAACUAAAGGAGACUUUGGCCCAUUAUAGAUCUUGGACAAUUUUUUAUCCUUAUAAGUAUGAAACUGAUCUCUCACUUUUGCAGCUGGUACCAAGUAUUGACAAAUAUAUUCUGAAAGCUAUAUUCACAUUUGGAAAGCUGUUGACCAGCACCUUGGUUACCUGAGUUUUCAGUAAUUCUGCCACUGAUUUAUUGUUGGGAAACAUUUCUCUGAACAACAUAAACUCCUCAGUAAACAUGGAUUCAAUGUCAUCCAUGUAGAUGUCCACCAACUCAGUUACUUUAUUUGAAAUUGUUUCCCUUGAUAGUGAGGAAUCAAGGAGAAAACCAAACUGUUCCUCAAGCAUUCCAUAUGCUGUGCAUCACUUCCACAUUUUGACCAGUAACCAGGUGUGAAUGUUUCUGUUUGAAAUAUGUUACUAGUAUUUCUUCCUGGUCCUGUCCUUGUUUCUUUUUAUCCAGAUGUGGUCAUGUCACAAGCUUUUGUCUUAAAUUCAUCAAAUUUCUUACAAAUAUGUGCCAAGUGUGCAAUCAGACUGUCAUAGACUUUUAAUACUGUUCAAAUUUCAAUCCCUGGUUCUUGCUAUGCCUUGCUCACAAUGUUUAUUCUUUAUAGAAUGUCAUCCCACAUGAUGCUCAUCACUGCUAUUUCUAACUGGCCUAAUUUUUUUUUUAAAGAUCUUGCCUUGCUAACUGCUGAAGGUGCUAUAUGAUCAUGAUUUAUGACUUUGGUGAGUGCCCUUAUAAUGUGUAACGAGAGCUUUUGUAGCAUCAUUGCUGGCUGCCCACCUUGUUUCUGACAAGGUUUUGACAUUUUUCGUCUUCUCUAGCAGGAUAGCCUACCUUUGUGGGGAAGCCGAGAAGAAGUUGUAUAGGGCUUGCAGUACAUCAAAGAAGUUUACAGCACCAAACAACACUCUGCAGCAGAUGAACCAACCAGGUUCAGACUGUGUGCUGAGCAGGAUAGCCAUUCUGCUAAUGUGUUAACAUGCCUAUACUUGGCUUGCAGACCUGAAUAGAUGCCACUCAUGUUACUCGCAUUAUCGUAGGACAGGGAUCUGCAAGCUGUGAUGUCAAGACCAUAAGUAUCUUGCAACACACCGAACAAGUACUGACCAUCAUGACUUUCUAUUGGAAUGAAUUGAAGGAACCUUUCCACGACAUCUGCAGUUGAAUUCACAUACCUUAUAAUGACAGAUAAUUGCUCAAUAUGGCUCAGGACAGGUGUCGAAUCUACGCUAAUGCUGUAACAUUUUGCCUCUUUUAUCUCUGUAAUUAUGGUUUCAUUUAAUUUUUUCCUCACAUGUAUUAGAAUAGAGGUAAGACACAUAACCUUUCCCUGCAUUUCCAUAUCUAUCAAUGUGUUCCUUUAGGAAGGGGUCAAACUGGGCUAGUGGGUCCACACAUACCAGGAAGUUCCCAUUGUUUGAGCCCCUAUGUAUCUCUGUUUUCACUCAGAAUGUAAGACCUCUUUCAGAAAGAAACUUCACUACAGAAACAACUCAUCUCAGUACCUCCACUCAAUAAUAUUGUGAUUGUUCAUGCUCCUCAACAAGCUUAGAGUCUAUUCUCCUAGAGCUUUGAAAACACAACUUUGCAGAGAGGGAUGCAAUAUGAUCAUGUGACAUGUCAUGAGAGGUUAUUCUACUACCAGCAUGCUUCCAAUCAUCAAAUCCUAGUAUGAAUUGUAUCCCUGAGAUUUGUUGAUUGAAUACUUUACAAAUGUAACAAAAGACAUUUCCUGUAGAUGAUGAAUAAAUCAUCCAGUCUCUUGUCACAGUUUCACCAUUUGUCAGUUUUCAUGACCUGGAUGUUGCUUUUUGUCCCCAUAUUGUCUGACUUUUAACAUAAAGUCUGCAUCUAGAUUUUGUGAUGGACAUUGGUUAAAAAAUUGUUCUGUCAAAUCAGCAGUUACAUUCCAACAAGCUGGCUUUUUAUCAUAACUGUGCUUUAGUUCUGGGGAAGUGAGUUCUGUGUGUAGUGGUGGAACAGUGUUCUCUUUGCUAUAUCCUGAUGACACUCUUUUUGUUCACGGUUCCUGACUUGUUCAAUAUCUUCAUUGGUGACAUCAGCCCCACUGGUAUCUUCUGUUGAGGUCCCAGGUUUACAUGAAUCAGUCUUGUGCUCCUUGUUAUCUCUUUUCAUGUAUUUCAGUAGAGAUCCCUUCAUCUUUUCCAUUGUUUCCUCCUCCUCUUCCUUCUUUCUCCUCUUUUGAUGACCUGACUCAGGUUUUCUUUUGUAUCCAUCAGACAUUUCAAUCAAGAUACUGUAACAGAAAAGAAUAGUGCAAUAAUAUUUCUCAUUAAAAAUACAUUUAUCUAGAAAAUUGAUAUAUAAUUGAUAGGUCAGAAUAAAUCUAAAGCUUUUUGUAUGGUAUGCCUUCCAUUGUUUUGAAGCUCUAAGACCACAAAGCACAAAUGUGUCCCAUUUAUUGGUCACACCAUGGUGAAACAAAUACACAGUGUGUAUGUAUACACACACACACACACACACUGUAUUGUACGUAGAAUAUGUGUGUGUACAUGGCGUAAAGAGGUUAAUUUAAUUAGCUAUAGUGCUAGGAGAACAAGCACAUUCACAAGGGAACAAUUUGGGUCUAAAUUAAAAUAAGGCACAUAAAUAGAUGGUGCAUCAGCAAAUUUAGGGGCCUAUAAUAGAAAAUUGCCAAGGGCCUACAUAACCCUUAAUCCAUACCUGCUGACAGCUUCCUGUUGUUCCUUCCCAGAAUUGCUGGGUUGUUGAUAAUUCAAUCUACCAGUUCUUGGGCUGGUUCUUCUUUCCUGAGAUUGUUAUACAGGUGUCUUACAUAUUCCACCUACAUUGUUUUAACACCCUAAAUUUCAAGAAGUAUCUGAUUUUUCUUAAUUUAUGCCUCCACUGGAAGACAGAGUAGGUUUCCUUUCCAAAUUGUAUUCUUCUAUACAUGUCAAGUAUGUUAUGCAUUAUCUCACCUUCCUUAGUUUCUGUACAAUUCUUGUUCAGAUACUAAUCCUUUGUUUCUAAACCAAUGCAUUAUUUCCUUAUCUACUUUCUUCUCUUUCUGUUCUCUUCUUUCUAAUUGUCUCUUUAUUUUUAUUUUUUUAGUUUCAUCAUUCAUCCAGGUUUUGUUUUCACCCCUUCUUCUUCUCUUCCACAUAAUUCUCUCUUCUGCGUCCUGCAGUACCACAUUCUUUAAAGUUAGCUCACUAGUCCUUGUUAUGUUAAUAUUUCAAACUGGUUUUUAUUCUCUAUCAAAAAAAUCUUUGGUUAUAAAUUUUUUUUUCUAAAAUGUUUAAAUCCCAUUUUGUUCUUUGUGAAGCAUCCUUGUUCAGCUUCUUUAAUUUUAGUCUUGUUUGUCCUAUUAUAUCAUUCUGAUCAGAGCACAAUCUGGUCUUGGAUAAGUUCAAACUCAUGUUACAAAUUUUAUGAAGUGGUUUUUAACAAAUAGGUAGUUUACCUGACUUAUGAAAAUUCUUUCAUUAUAACAUACUGUGGUGACCUCCACAAUAUACAAGGUGAUUUCUAAGUCAAGAGUUGCUUAUCACUAAGCCUUGCUCUUCACAAAACUGUGCUAAUCUAUUUCCUCUCUCUGUCUGUCCAACUAGUAUGUUGUUACUGCUUUCACCAAUUUUUGCAUUAAAGUCGCCCAGAAUUUAUAUACAGUACUCCCCAAAUAGCUUUCUUUCAUAAAGCAUUGAGUAGAUUUAAGAUUUUUUUAAUCAACGGUUUUAUGGUUGGUAACAAAUUCUCAUGAUUUCUAUGUUGUUGUUUUUAAUUUUAUGCACUGCUAGUGAGAUUGGCCUAAGAGGUUAAGGUGAUGAGAAAGUUUUACUGAAACCAUAUGAUUAUUCUCUUCUGAAACAUUUCAUAUUCAUUUAAUGACAAUUGGGUUUCUAUGGGAUUUAACUUGGGGAAGACUUGUAUAUUAGGGUAGAUAAGAAGUGAAUAUAGUUUUAUUAUUUUUGUUCAUAGCAAAUGGUUUUUGUUUUAUUAUAUAUAUUGUUAUAACAACUGUAUUCUAGUCAUAAAUAUUCACUUGCUUUUAUCAUUUUAUUAUCCCCACAAAUUUUUAUUGAAUUUAAGUGAAAUUUGCAAUAAUUGUGAAAAAAAUAUAAUCAACCUAUAUAACUUACAAUACUCUACAGUUCAUUAUGAAUUGUUUUAUUUUGCUUAUAACUUUUACCUUUUACAUAGACAAUUUUAGCGCCUUGCUUUGGGGAGUGUAAGAACGGUUUUUGAGAGUUAUUGGAAAACAGUUAAUGUUAUUUAACUGUUGUUCUAUAUUGUGAACAAAAGAUUAUUGAAAUUAUCAUUAUGUAAUUAGUGUAAAAAGAAAAACUGGUUUUCUCUCCUAAGUUGUUGUAGCUUCUUAUAAUGUUUUGCUAUACUUUACGAAACUAGAAAAUAAAACAAACGUGUUAAAGUUAGCAUGGUGAAUUUGUUCUUUUGUAAAGUAUUCAUAAAGAUUAGAUUGUAAAGACAUUAAGGAAACCCUAAUUCUAAUAUAUAAAAUGAAAUAUUGACACAUACCUCAACUUCAAGCUUAACAGUAAAACAUUUCGUUUAUGUGCUUUUCAGUGAUUUUCAUGUUUGAUCUAUAUUACUAAUUAUUUGUUUUUUAAUAAAAUACAAGUUUGUUUUUUUUAAAGUGUGCUAGAAAUGUUCACGUGUUGUCAUAUUUCAGUGAGAAAUAAUUAAAAUUUCUGAUUACUCGUAAAAUUUUGGUUUUAAUAAUAUGUUGAAAAUAUGACGUAUUUAAUCAAAUUGAUGACUUCAGUUUUUGUGUUCCACUUUCUUAAAACCACUAUUAUCAGCAACACUUUAACGGCACUCUGAAUUUUCCAUAGCCAAGUUUGAGCAAAGAUGACAAACAAAUCUUUAGUAUUUUACAGUAUCGUUCCUUGAUCCAGACAAAUUUCACGUAUUGCAAAACUCUAUUUACUUAGUUUUACAAACACCGCUGUAUUCUAAGAUUGGGAAAGUGAUAUUUUCCAACAAAAUAAAAGCUUAGUUAUCUUUUGGUA